AGAGCACCGAGGCGCACAAUCUGGCAACCCGCUCACUGCAGGAGCAGAUUCAGAGAGAUGUUCAGUCUGUAGGUGUGCCAUUAUUUAAAUCAUUUCUGAAGCUGCACAGACAGGAAACAUUUGCAGACCCUAUGUCUACUCAGUGUUACAAACAUUAGACGGAAUUCUCAUCUCAAAUUCAUCUCUAGCAAUCCGCACGUCAGCCUCCUCACGUCAGCCUGAUAUCUGUGGAGGAAACCUCAGCUACAACGCAGGAUGAAUUCGAUACGGCAGGUGCCAUCACGGAUGAAGAGUAAAAUGUCGGAGACUAGUUUAGGAGAAGAAAAAGACCGUUUCGAAAGACAGCAGCUCAGCAGCAUCAGUAAAGCCAUUAACUCCACUGAGACACCAGUAAAGGAGAAACAUGCUCGGAGAAUUAUCAUGGGAACUCACAGAGAAAAGGCGGCGCACACUUUCUGGUCCUAUGCUAUUGGGCUUCCUUUGUCCAGUAAUGCCAUUGUUAGCUGGAAAUUUUGCCAUGUUUUACAUAAAGUUCUACGUGACGGCCACCAAAACACACUACAAGACUGUAUGAGACAUUACAGUAACAUUGCAGAGACUGGAACACUGUGGGGAAACACCAGAGAUAAAAAUGGAUAUGCACAGCUUGUUUCCCUAUAUACCAAGCUCCUCUGUCUGAAACUGACAUUCCAUACUGCACAUCCUGAAAUCCGAGCCAACCUGGAAGUCACAGAUGAAGUCUUGGAGCGUACAGCAGGAACGGACAUUAAUAAUGUCUUCCAGCUUACAGUUGAGGUGUUUGAUUACAUGGAUACAGAGCUUCGUCUUGCUGAGUCAGUUCUACGACAGCUCAAUACUUCUAUUGCCAUCUCAACAUUGACAGCAGGGCAGUGUAAAUUAGCACCACUUAUUCAGGUCAUCCAGGACUGUAGUCAUCUGUAUCACUACACUGUUAAGCUGCUAUUUAAGUUACAUGCUUGUUUACCGCCUGAUACACUCCAGGGCCAUCGUGAAAGGUUCCAUGAUCAAUUUCACAGUCUCAAGACAUUUUUUAAUAAAGCAAGAGAUAUGAUGUACUUCAAACGGCUUAUCCAGAUUCCACGGCUACCUGAUUCCCCUCCAAACUUCCUUCGAGCUUCUGCCCUAGCAGAGCAUGUAAAGCCCAUGGUUAUUAUCCCAGAUGAAGAGGAGCCAGAGGAAGAUGAUGAGCCUGAACCACUAAUAGAUGUCAGUGAGGCUUCUCCAGUCAGCAUGGCUUCCCAACCACAGGUUGACAUAUUUGAUCAGACAUUUGGGACCCCAGAUAAUGGCUUUGAUGACAGAGACCUUCAGAUUGACAGUUUAAAGCAUGAAAUUGAACUACUUCGAGCUGAAAUUGAGAAGAUCAAAGCUGAGGCUCAGCGUUAUAUCACUCAACUGAAAUCUCAGAUAAACAGUCUAGAGGCAGAGCUGGAGGAGCAGAGGGUGCAAAAACAGCGUGCACUUGUAGAGAACGAGCAGCUACGUAUGGAACUGGUGGCUACUAGGCGAUACAGUGCAGAACAAGAGUCAAUGCAGACAACAUUUUUGGAAACUGAGAAGAGGGCUCAAGCUACGGAGCUACGGUAUAACAAGCUAAAGGAGAAGCAUGCAGAGUUGGUAGCCAACCAUGCAGAGUUACUUAGGAAGAGUGCAGACACUGUAAAGAUGUUGUCAGCCACUCAGCAGACCCAGGAGGAGGUGGCCAGAACUAAACAACAGUUAUCUUUUGAAAUGGAGAGGAUCAAACAGGAGUCUGACAUGAAGUUGGAGGAGCAAAAGUUUGAAAUGGAUAAAUUGAGACGGGAUUUGGAGGUGAAAAUUGGGGAGAUCCAACAAAUAAAAGGGUUAUUACAGACUAGUGAAAAGGGCAGUGAACAGCUGAGCAACUCCAUAUCCUCAGUGCAGGCAGAAAAGGACCACCUGAUGCGGUGUGUGAGUGAAAAGGAGGCUGAGCUAUCUUCUCUGAAGCAGGCAGCCCAGCUAAAGGAUUCCUCACUCCGGCACGAGAGGGAGAGGAGCAGCAAGGAGCUGGAACAGCUUCAGGGAAAACUGAAAGAGAAGCUUGACUGUGAGGAACAGUUGAAGCAGAAGUUGUUGGAUGAGCAGUUUGCCCUGUUGCAAGGUACAGUAACUGAGGCAGAAAUCAUGAUUCAGGAUGCUGCAAACAAAGUGGAUGAUCCUUUGCAUAUCCGCUGCACCAGUUCACCAGAUUACCUUGUUAGCCGUGCAGAAGCAGCGUUGGUCUCAGUAACUAAAUUGCAAGCGGGCCACUCCCACUAUUUGAAGAAUAUGGAAGAUGCUGGUCUACUGCUGAGGGCGCUGACACAGUUUUCUCAUCUUACUGCUGACACCAUUAUCAAUGGAAGUGCAACAGCACACAUGGCACCUCUAAAUUUCGCUGAUCGAUUGAUGGAGAACUGCAGAGCAUGUGCCACACAAAGCUUACGUUUUCUAAAUGACCUGAAGUCUAAAGUAUCCAUGAAGGGUGCUGAUCCAGCAUCUGUUCAUGUAGUGAUACAAAAAAUCUUGCAAAUUGCACAGGACCUGAGGCCAAAAGGAGUAGAUGUCGGAAAGGAGGAGCUGGGGGACAUGGUAGAUAAAGAAAUGGCUGCCACUUCUGCUGCUAUAGAGGAAGCUGUGAGGAGAAUAGAUGAGAUGAUGAAUCAGGCCAGAAGAGACACUGAAGGAGUCAAGCUGGAAGUUAAUGAGAGAAUACUGUAUAGCUGCACUGACCUUAUGAAGGCUAUCCAUCUCCUGGUGUUGGCAUCAACCGACCUACAGAAGGAGAUUGUUGAAAGUGGAAGGGGUGCUGCAACAGUGAAGGAGUUUUAUGCAAGAAAUUCUCGCUGGACUGAGGGUCUCAUAUCAGCUGCCAAGGCAGUGGGCUGGGGGGCAACUCAAAUGGUUGAUUCUGCUGAUAAAGUGGUGUUACACACGGGCAAGUACGAAGAGCUUAUUGUCUGUUCUCAUGAAAUUGCAGCCAGCACAGCACAACUUGUUGCAGCUUCCAAGGUAAAAGCAGACCGAGGCAGUAAAAAAUUGUUGAGUCUUCAGCAAGCCUCUCGCCAUGUAAAUGAAAUGGCUGCUAAUGUGGUAGCUUCGACCAAGACAGGCCAGGGACAGAUAGAGGAAAAAGACACUAUGGACUUUUCUGGGAUGUCUCUGAUCAAGUUGAGGAAAGAGGAAAUGGAGUCUCAGGUGAAGGUCCUGGAGCUGGAAAGCAUGCUUGAAAAUGAGCGCCUACGACUUGGGGAGCUACGUAAAAAGCACUAUGAUAUAGCAGGGGUUUCUAUGGAACAAUUAGAGCAAGAUGACAGUGCUCUCUCUCCAGCGUUACCCUCCUCUCCCAAACCAUCCAAACCAACAUUAAUGAAGAAACCAGCUCUUGCUCAGAAACCAAACAUUCCUACAAAAAGCAUGGGUCAAAGCAGUGAAGCCCAAGGACCGCUCCUGAGCCAGGGCCAUCAGAGACCUCUACUCCCCAGAAAAAAAUCUGCCAUGCAAUAGUAUUUGCAGAUAUUUUUAAAACAGAGGAAAGAAGAACAAAGCCUUUGUCAGACAUCAUUCAUGAAGAGGUCACCUCAUACAAGGCCACAGGCUGCAUCUCUGUGGAUGAAGACACACUCGCAUGGUGGAAGAGCAAUGAGCAUAAGUAUCCUCACAUUGCUAAGUUAGCCCAACGUAACCUCGUUGUUCAAGGUUCAUCUGUGCCAAGUGAACAUGUUUUCUCAACGGCUGGGGACAUAGUCACUGCAAGUAGGUCUCGCCUCUUGGCAGAAAAUGUGGACAAACUGAUGUUCUUGCAGAAGAAUAUGAAAAUUAGGUGAACAGAGGAGUGUUUUUUUUAUGCAACAUUUUAUAGCAAUUUUGAUAGCCAGCAUUUUGUUUUUAAUAUCUAAAUAUAUACAGUGGCACUUUAAUCUCUAGUUUCCAAAUACUGCACUUCAAUUUCAAGUGAAAGAAAUGUAUCCUCACUCUCAGGGAAUAGAAGCAUUGUUUAUAUUGUUUUUGUGUUAAGAUGGUUAAACUUAUGCUUAACUUUAUGAUUAUGGCCUUUGCUAUUGUUAUAGCCUCAUUAUAUUAUAUUAUUAUAUUAUAUUAUAUAUUAAUGUUUAAAAUAUUUUGACUUGUUUAAAAGAUAGAGCUUGUAAGAGUUCCUCUCUUUUUCUUUGUAAGAGCUACACUGAAGUUGGCAGUUUGAUAAAUGCAAGUUAAUUUCAGUCUUUGUGUGCUAAAAAGGCACAAGUUCCUGUAGAGAUAACAAUACACAUUCUCCUUGUUUUUUUGCCAAAU
Messenger RNA from Silurus meridionalis, 4314 nucleotides. RefSeq names its product huntingtin interacting protein 1 related b (gene hip1rb). Gene Ontology annotation, molecular function: clathrin light chain binding; phosphatidylinositol-3,5-bisphosphate binding; phosphatidylinositol-3,4-bisphosphate binding. Lineage: Eukaryota; Metazoa; Chordata; Actinopteri; Siluriformes; Siluridae. The record is from RefSeq and is a predicted model, not a curated record. Gene Ontology annotation, cellular component: clathrin-coated vesicle; actin cortical patch. The transcript is spliced from 32 exons. The coding region runs from base 256 to 3528 and encodes 1090 amino acids. Gene Ontology annotation, biological process: clathrin coat assembly; endocytosis; actin filament organization.